AUGCAAGAGGUCAAUCAAGAUCCAAGACUCUUACCCAAUAUCACUCUGGGCUACAGCAUCUAUGAGACCUACUUCAAUUUAAGAAUGACUUAUGAGGCCACAAUAGACUUACUGUCAACUGGGCAGCAGAAGGUCCCAAACUACAGUUGUGGAAGACAGAGUAACAUUUUGGCAGUUCUUGACGGGGCUGACUUUGACAUCUCCAGCCAAAUUUCAACAAUGUUGGGCUUCUACAAAAUCCCACAGCUUCACUCAUUCCUGAGAAACUAUCGCUUUUACAAUACUUCCUUGGAUGGAACUUAUCUGGAUGAGAAUGGAGACCUGGCAGCUAACUUUGAUAUUGUGAACUGGGCAGCUUCUCCCAAUCUAUCUCUUGACAGACGAAGAGUUGGGAGACUUGAGAGAUUGGCUUCUGCAAACUUCAAUUUAACCAUUGACCAGAAUGCCAUUGUGUGGCCCAAGUGGUUUAAUCAGACCUUGCCUCUUUCUAAAUGUACGCUAAGCUGCGGCCCUGGAUAUGCCAAGAUGAUUAAGGAGGGAGAGCCAGUCUGCUGUUAUGGGUGCACUCCUUGCAUGGAAGGGACCAUUUCUACUCAAGAAGAUUGCCAUCCUUGUCCAGAUGAUCACUUUUCAAAUAAGGUUCGGGAUCAAUGUGUUCCCAAGAUGACAAACUUCCUGUCUUACAAAGACUCUUUGGGAAUCAUUCUGGCUUUCUUGGCUCUCUUCUUGUCUGUAACCACUAGCCUUAUCUUAGGAAUCUUUAUUAAAUAUCGACAAACUCCUGUAGUCAAAGCCAACAACCGUGAUCUCACAUUCACGCUCCUGGCCUCCCUACUCCUUUCCCUUUUGUCUUCCUUUCUAUUCCUUGGUCGCCCACGGAUGGUAACCUGCCUUCUUCGACAAACUGCUUUCAGUAUCAUCUUUUCAGUUGCCAUAUCUUCCUUGCUGGCCAAAACUGUUACAGUGGUGGUGGCAUUCACGGCCACAAAGCCAGGGAACAGAAUGAGGAAAUGGUUGGGAAAGAGUUUGGCCAAAUCCAUCGUAAUUUCCUGUUCUAUUGUUCAGGUGGUCAUCUGCAUUAUAUGGCUAGGAAUCUCUCCCCCUUUUCCAGAUGCUGACCUGCACUCCCAGCCUGGGCAGAUCAUAUUGCAAUGUAAUGAAGGCUCUAUGGUCAUGUUUUACAGUGCCCUCGGCUACAUGGGUUUUCUGGCUGUCAUCUGUUUCACUGUGGCUUUCCUUGCCAGGAAGUUGCCAGGGUCUUUCAAUGAGGCCAAGCUGAUCACCUUCAGCAUGCUGGUAUUUUGUAGUGUUUGGGUCUCCUUUGUGCCCACCUAUCUGAGCACCAAAGGGAAAUACAUGGUGGCUGUGCAGAUUUUCUCCAUUUUGUCUUCCAUUUCAGGGAUAUUGAGCUGCAUUUUUAUCCCCAAAUGCUACGUUCUUAUACUGAGGCCCAGACUGAACACAAAGGAACACCUGAUGGUGAAAGCUAAAGAGAGUACCUGA
Anolis sagrei ordinatus is the source of this 1503-nucleotide messenger RNA. The record is from RefSeq and is a predicted model, not a curated record. Lineage: Eukaryota; Metazoa; Chordata; Lepidosauria; Squamata; Anolidae.